Molecule: messenger RNA, 660 nt
Organism: Eimeria necatrix
Lineage: Eukaryota; Apicomplexa; Conoidasida; Eucoccidiorida; Eimeriidae
Exons: 2
Coding region: 1-660 (219 amino acids)
Source: RefSeq, a predicted model, not a curated record
AUGCAGCCUAGCGGCUGCGGCAGCCAUGGCGGAUAUUACCCGCCGCCGUCUUUGGCCUACAUGCAACCCCACGGCUUCAACAGCACGACCCCGCAGACGGCGCAUGAUCCCCAGAGUGAGCCGAGUGUGCAGACAUGUGUGAGGGACUCGGUGCGGUUGCUGGGAGAAGCAGUGGCUGUGCUGGAAGGGGUGCGGUUGCUGGGAUCGCAGCUGCUGCAGUGGGGUGGUGAAUUGAGCCAUGUGGCUCAAUCAGUGGUUCCCGCCGCGCUAAUUUUGCAAAUGUGUAGAUGGAUGUACACCCGAACAUUCGGGGCCUCCAAACGUCAAACGCUCAAUCGCAUGCACAAGGCCUGGCAAGAGGCAAGCGGCGACCCUAGGCUCAUGCUUCCAACCAGCAAUGGCAGCAGCAGUAUCGGGGGGUUGCUUGGUGCAAAAGCGAGCGGCAAGAAGCGAGGCAGCUGGAUUUCCACACUGCGCGAUCUUUCGGCGCUGAUGGCUCUCAUUGUUGUUGCUGCAGAGCUUUACAUACAUUUCAGCGUAUACAGGCGGCUAGUGAGCCGACUGCGGGUGCUGACGGCGAAAGAAAGAGGACUUGCGGGCCCCUCCGUAGAGGUCAGCAGCAGCAACGGCAGCAGCAACAGCUUCGUGUGCAAAAGCUGA